This is a messenger RNA of Prunus mume (Japanese apricot), 1283 nucleotides long. Its product is annotated as zerumbone synthase-like. NCBI's taxonomy places the organism in Eukaryota, Viridiplantae, Streptophyta, Magnoliopsida, Rosales, Rosaceae. The record is from RefSeq and is a predicted model, not a curated record.
AUCUUUCCUGUUUUCAUAAUUAAGGAUCAAUAAAUAUAUAUGACAGGUCACAGAUGUUAUGAACCAGCUUCAGUCAACUUGGCUCUCCCUCUUCUCCCUCUCCCUCUCUCUCUCUCUCUCUGUGCAUGAAAAUGCGUGUGCACAACGACAACUGCAAUUAACUUUUUCUUCCCCUCCAAUAAAAUUCUGGGCCUUUUUGGUAGUUUGAGUAGUGCUGCUGCCACUGAGUUUGAGAAUUGAGAUCAGCAAGUACAUACAUCUUUCUCUUGCAGAUAUCGGAGUUCAGAUCUUCGCCGUUGACAUGCUCAGAUCUCUAGCUAGAGAGUUUAAGCUGAACAGCUGCAAUGAUUUUCUCUUGAAGCGAACGAGACUUUUUUCAACUAGAGCUGGUGGUGGCCAUGGAAGAAGCAGGCUACAAGGCAAGGUAGCCCUAAUAACAGGGUCGGCAAGUGGGCUUGGGAAGGCCACGGCCCACGAGUUCAUCCAACAAGGGGCGCACGUGAUCAUUGCAGACACAGAUUCUGAGCUGGGUCAACAAGUCGCCAAAGAGCUGGGCCCAGCAGCCCACUUUGUCCAAUGCGACGUCUCAGUGGAGUCCCAGAUAGCAGAAGCUGUAGAAACCGCCGUGGCCCGGCAUGGGAAACUCGACAUAAUGUACAACAACGCGGGCAUAACAGGGCCAGCGUUCCCGCCCAGCAUCGCCGACCUCGACCUCGAGGAGUUUGACCGCGUGAUGCGGGUCAACGUGCGUGGUGCGGUGGCAGGGAUGAAGCAUGCGGCUCGAGUGAUGGUACCUGCGGGCGCAGGGUCCAUACUGUGCACAUCAAGCAUAAGUGGGAUCCUUGGUGGGCUGGGGCCCCACCCCUACUCGGUAUCGAAAUUUACAAUACCGGGGCUGGUGAAGUCGGUGGCGAGCGAGCUGUGCCGAAGUGGGGUGCGAGUGAACUGCAUAUCGCCGGGUCCGAUUCCGACGGAGAUGUCGGUGCGGGAGAUAGGGCAGUUUUAUCCGGGUGCGACGCGGGAGCAGGUGAUAGAGAUUGUGAAUGGGGUUGGGGAGCUGAAGGGUGCAAAGUGUGAGGAAAAAGAUGUGGCGCAAGCGGCGGUGUAUCUGGCGUCGGAUGAAGCAAAGUAUGUGACGGGUCAUAACCUAGUGGUGGAUGGAGGCUUUACCUGCUUCAAAACUCUUAGCUUCCCUCCUCCGGAUCAAUUUGUGUGAUUGCUUUAUGUAACAAGUAAUAGGGUAUAUUAUCACCUUUCUUUCACCAAUAUUAAAGUCAAGUUGU